Messenger RNA from Alligator sinensis (Chinese alligator), 1071 nucleotides. Its product is annotated as E3 ubiquitin-protein ligase TRIM63. The coding region runs from base 1 to 1071 and encodes 356 amino acids. The record is from RefSeq and is a predicted model, not a curated record. The transcript is spliced from 4 exons. NCBI's taxonomy places the organism in Eukaryota, Metazoa, Chordata, Crocodylia, Alligatoridae.
AUGGAGGCUUUAGAGGAGGUGCUUUCAUGCCCAGUGUGCUUGGAGCUGUUCACCCCACCAGUACUGGUCCUGGUCUGUGCUCACAAUUUCUGCAAGCAAUGCCUGGAAAAGAUACUCACUAUCCAGAACUGUACUCAUGUCAAUGGACACUUCUGCUGUCCUAUAUGCAGGAAAGUCAUAUAUUUAAGGGGUAGAGGAAUACCGGGAUUACAAAGAAACAUUCUGGUUGAAGGCAUACUUGAAAAAUUUAAGGAUGUACUUGAAAACAUUCGUGCCCAGGAGCAAAAACAGCUGUCCCAAGUAUGUGAAAAACAUGAGGAAUAUAUGAAUGUGACAUGUGUGACUGAUGAUGAACCAAUAGGUGCAAUCUGCAAACUCUUUGGAACCCAGGAGCACCGCAGCGUUGCACAAGUGCUUCAGAAAUCUGAAGACAGGCCACAAACUAGGAAGGAAGCAGAAAAGCUUAUCAAUGGACUCACAUCCAGUACUAUUGACAUCCAGGUGAUGAUAGAUACAGUUGGGACCAGUUUGCUGAAUGGAAUAAGCUGCAGAAUUGCAGCAUUAAAAGCAAAAUUACAGGAAGACUACUAUACAAAAUUAGAGAAACUGCAACCAGCAUCAAGUGAAACUGAACCCCCCAUGCAGCUUUAUCAACAAAUGAAAGCUUUCCUGGAACAGCAUUCAAAUUCAGUACAAUUUCUUCAGGAGGAUAAAAAAUUCAAGGAAAAAACAGAACAAAUUAUAGAAGGAAGCUCAUUCUGUCAGGUUCCUACAAAGUAUAAGAUUUCCAUGAAACAAUACUUUGAAGAGUUAAUCAGAGGAAUCAAUAUCAAGGAUUACCUCUCUCCUACAGCAAAUAAAGCCUUUCCCAGUACCUCUGACCUACGCGAAGCAUGCAUGCCCCUAGGUCCUGCUUUUGACUUUUCAGGUGAAAGUCCAGAUCAGACCUUCUGCAGAAGAGUACUGGGUGUAUUUGAGAAAACAAAUGAUAUGGAACAAGAUUGUUCAGAAAAGCAUCCUACCAUGCCUGCAACAACACACCAAACAGUAACCAACCCUCUUGAAAGUUAG